AUGUAAUUUUAAUAAAUAUCCAAGUAAUCAUCUUCCAAAACUUUUACUCAAAAGAAAACUAUAUUUCAUUUAGAAAAGCAGCUUUAGGAUGUUUAGGAAAAGGAAGAGAAGAUUGAAAAGGUUGAGAUAAAUAAUAAAAAAGUUAGAUUUGCAAGGUAUUUAAGAUUAUUGAUUCAUUAAAAACAAAAUGUGUAAGUUUUUUGAUAAUUUAGAAACUUGAGAGAAAGUAUAAAUAAUUUGAAAAAGCGUAAAACUUUAGAGGGAUUUUCAGGUGAAACACCAGUUUCAAUUCAGUAAUGUUUCUCUUUUCUAAAUUCUGCAAUAUAAAAUGCCAGAAGUUUAAGGUUAGAUUAAAAAAUUAACAUAUAGAUCUCUUGACCUAUCAGGAAUAGAAAUUGAUCCUCUUUUGGCUAUUGAAUUGGGAUUAGGACUUUAAAAAAAUUCAUCUUUGAUUGAAAUCAACCUUUCAGGAUGUAAAUUAAAUAGUUUUAGCUUAUAAUAUAUAUUUUCAUCGAUUGCAAAUCACUAAACUUUAUAAUCAAUCAAUUUAUUUAACAACUAAGGCUUUAAUAUUGAUUUAAUGAAUGAUAUAAGCUAAUUUGUUUUUAAAGGGAAAAAUAAAAUAAAAAAAUUAAAGUUAACUCAUUGCAACAUAUCUAGUACAUCUAUGAGUUAUUUAUUGAGAAAUCUUAAGUAAAAUUUAUAUUAGACUUUAGAUACUCUAGAUCAAUAAAUGCAAUUGAUUUAUCAAUGAUGUAAUUCACAACUGAUGUUUUAACAAGUUUAGGGAUGGCUCUUUAGCAUUUUAAGGGUUAAAAGGUUUUAGAAUAUUUAAAUAUUGGAGAUACAAACAUAAGAAAUUAAGGAAUAGAAGUAUUAGCUUCAAGAGUAAGUUGGAAUUUGAGGAAAAUAAAUUUAAAAGAACUUAUUAUUAGAAGAAAUUUUAUUGAUUAAUAAGGAGUAGCACAUCUUGAAGCAUUUUUAAGAAAAAUUAAUAGCUUAUAAAAAUUAGAUUUAUCUUAAAAUCAAUUAGAAGAGUUUAAUUGUUAAAAUCUACUUUCAAGGAAAAUGUAUGAAGUCAAUUUAAGUUCUAAUUUAAUAUCAUGCUUUCCUUAAUAAUUUUUUUUGCAUACUUUAGUUAUUAAUUUAUCAAAUAAUAAUAUUACAGGUUAGGGAGCAUUUUAAUUGUCUAGUAUAUUAAGUUAAAAUCCUCUAUGGAUAGAAUUAAAUCUUUCAAAUAAUCAAAUAAAAAGUGAAGGUUUUAACUCUCUUAUAUUUGGACUUAGAGAUAAUAAAAUGUUAAAAAAAUUCAUUGUUGCCAAUAAUUAAUUAGAUGGUGAAGCAAUAAUGACAUAUAUGAUUAAUCAUGAAUAGGUUAAUUUUGAACAUCUAGAUAUAUCUUAUAAUUUUAUAAGAUAUGCCUUAAUAUUUUUCUUAUUAAAAUUUAUAAAGAGUGGUUGUCUAAGAUGUCUUAGAUGUUCAUUUUAAUAAAAAUAGUAAAAUGAAAUUUGGGAAAUUAAUCAGAAUUUUUCUUCCUUACAUGAAGAAGAAAAGCUUGCUAAAUCUUCUUAAAACUAAUUCUAAUUAAUAUCUUUUAAUUUAAGAGAAUUAGACUUUUCAAAAAAUGAAAAUAUUUUUACUCCUGUUAUUAGUUCUUUAGCAACUUAUUUUAAUAAAAUAGAAAUAUUAGAUUUAUCUUCCUGUAAACCAGUAACAGAGUAAGAUAUAGAAUUAAUUUGCAUAUUUUUAAAAAAAUCAACCAUAGUACAUGAUUUAAAUUUAAGAGACUUAAACAUUGGAAGAUUAAAUAUAGGGUGUGUUAAAAAAUUAAGAAACUCUAUUUUAAAUAGUAGUUUAAAGAAAUUAAAUUUAAGUUAAAAUUUUUUAGGUCAAAUAGCUAAGGCUUUCUAAGUAGAAGAGGUUGUGGUAAACUUUAAAUUAGAAAGCUUAGAUAUGAGUUAUAAUGGUCUUGAGUCAAAACAUACAAAUUAUUUAGAAAUAGUUUUAUCAUCUUAUAGAAAUUUGUAGUUUCUAAACCUAUCGCAUAAUAAUAUUGAUUUCACAGGAUUGAUAGCAUUAUCAAGAAUAUUAUAAGAGAAUAAAUGCUUAAAAAGUUUAAAGUAAGCAUUUAUUUAAUAUUUUCAGUGUUUCUCAUUAAAAAAUGAGUGCUGAUGAUUUAUUAAUUUUGAGUUAAAUAAUUUCAAAUGAAAAUCUUUAAUAUUUAAAUAUUUCAGAUAACCCUGGAAUUAAGAGGUUGAAAACAUUUUUUAAUCUAUGUUCCACUGAAAAAAUAGAACUAUUAUAAUUAUCUUAAAUACAUUUUGAUAAAUCAAAUUUAAAAAAUCUAUUAAAUAUUGUUAAAAAGUAAAAAAAGAAUAUUUUAGGAGUUACUUUAAAUCGUUGUAAUUUUAGAUUAAAUGAUUAUGAAAAAUUUGGAUAGUAAUUAAUAUAGUGUAAAAAUUUGUAAAUGUUAAGUAUGAUAUAUAAUCCUUUAAUGUAUUUGGAUCUUAACAAAGCUGCAGUAAUGUUAAAUGAAUUAAAAAAUUUGAAAAUUUUAAAAUUUAAUUAAGUUACUUUUACUGGAGAAUCUUUUUGUCAUGCCAAAGAAUGGAUUUUAAGUUCGGAUAACUGUAGUGUAAUAUAUUUAAUUAUUCUAGUUGAAUACAUUAGAUUUAAGUGAAAACGUAUUACGAUAAGAAUGGCUUGAUGAAUUAUGUAUUGGAAUUUCUGGAAAUAGAACAAUAUAAAAUUUAUUUCUUAACAAAUGCAAUUUAGGAAAACUAAACUUAUAACCACUUGGUUAAGCCAUUUCAAUUAAUCCUACAAUUAGAAUAUUAUCAAUAGCUAAUAAUAAUAUUGUGGAUAAUUUGUGUAAAAGUAAAUUUGCUGCUGUUACAGAGAAUAAAACUAUUUAAUUUGAAGAACUCAAUUUAUCUGAUAAUCCAAUUGAUGAAAAAGAAUUAAUCUAAUUUUUUACACCUCAUGCAUUUUAAAAUAAAUAAAAAUAAGCUGCUGUUAUAAAACUACUUAAUUUAUCAAAUUGCAAAUUAUAAAUAAGUUUUUUUAAAAAUCUUAUUAAAGAACAUCGAAUUCAUUAAGAUUAAUUUUUAUUCUCUAAUAUUAUAAGUUUAUCUUUAAGUAAUAACUAAUUAGAUGAUUCAAUAGGAGACUUAUUAAAAUAAACAAUAACUUUAUCAUUGUAAAUAUAGGAGCUAUAUCUUUAAUAAAAUUAAUUUACAAGUGUAGGAAUGAUUUAAAUACUAGAAGGUAUUUUUGCUACUUAAACAAUAAAAACAAUAAAUAUUAGUAGUAAUAAAAUAGGCGAUCAUUUUGCUAUGAAAUUAGAUGAAUUAAAAUUUUAAAAAUGUUCAAUAGAAUUUUUAUUAUUAAGAGAUAAUAAUUUUAAGAAAUAAGGUUUGAAAAUAUUAGCUUAAAUUCUUUAAUAUUAAAAGAAUCUAUUUAUUGAUAAUAUAUGGUCUGAUUUAGAUGAUGAAGACGCAGAUCAUAUUUUAGAAUAAUAUACAAGAAUUUGUUAAAAAUAUCGUUUAGAUUAAUCAUCACUCCCAUCUUUUUUAAAAGAAAUUUAAUUAUCUAAAUCAAACCUUACUGAUAAAUUUUGUGAAUCAUUUGGUAAAUAUUAUCCUCUUUUGGGGUUUAUUGAAUUUAUUGAUGUUUCAGAUAACCCAUAUAUAACUAUGUAUGGUAAAGUUUAUUUAUUUUUUCAUUUGUUUGAUUACAGUUAUGAGAAACAUUAAUUAAAGGCAUUACAUAUAUCUGAUUCUUAAGAAACAAGAAAAUUAUUUGAUGAUGGAUUAUUACGUUAUUUGACAUUAAGAUUACGUAAUUUCCUAUUACGUUAGGCAAUAUAAAAUUAAAAAUAAUAGCAUAGAUUACAGCCACAAGAAAAUUCUAAAAAAUAAAUUGAAAAAAUAUUUGGAGGGAUGUUUGGAUCAUGGUUGAUUCAUAAAAUAAAUAAGUUAAUGAAUUAUUUAGAUUUGAUUGAACCAUAAAUUUUUAUUGUAAGUACAUUGUUUAUAGGUAAAUUUAGAAGAAAUAAUAUUAAUAUAAAAACUUUAGUUAUUUUUUUUUGGAUUGGGUUUGUUUUUGUAAAUAUAUCUUAAUUUUAUAAAUUAUUUGUUUAAAUAAAAAGAAAUAGUCAAAAUUCAAUAGAAAAUUAAGAAGAUUAUCAAUAAAGAACUAAUGAUAUUUUUGCAGAUUUAACUUACACUUUUGCAAUAGUAGGAACAAUAUUUAUUAUUGAAAUAUUGGAAUUAAUCUUGACUGUUACAUUAAGAAGAAAAAUUUAACCUGCAUUACAAAUUAUACAUCCUAAAAUGUUGGAACAUCUUCAUACUAGAUUUCCACAUAAAAGAGAAUUAAUUUUAAUGAUUUACUCUAUUUUAAGCAAAUCAAGUACAUUGGCUGAAAGAAUGUUUUUAGCAUCUUUAAUGAGUGUGAAUGAUAAUGAUUUUGACGCUUAAAUUUCAAAAUUUCAAAUAUUAUUUAGUAUAGUAAUAUUUGCAAGAUUUGCUGACUCAUUUAUAAUAACCUUAAUAAAUUUAGUAAAAUUUAUAUCUGCCUCUCCAAGUGAUGAUUAAGCUAAAUAUUUAUCAUUAUUGUAAAGAAAUCUCUACUACUAAAAUUAUUUUGUUUCAAGUGAUGUUUUAGUGACUUUAUGUCCAGUUUAAGGAUUUUAAUUAACAAAAACAAUUAAAGUGAAUUAUGAAAUCAUUAUUGAAACAUAUAGGAUGAUUUUAAUAGAAUUAGUAUUAUUUAUCUUUGUUUGGACUUUUUACACUUAAACUUAAUUGACUAGAUUUUCAAAUUUGAUUGAUCCAAAAUCAACAAUGAAAUUAUGGAUGAUGUUUCUCCUAUCAAAAUGUGUUAUCUCUAUAAUCUUAUCCAUUUUUAAGAUUUUAACUAUCAGACCUGCCGUUGUUAAGUAAAAUGGAUUUAAUUAAGCAUUAGCUAUAAAAAGAUUUCAACAAAAUAAACUUUAAUUUGUCAAACCAUAAAAUAUAUAAAUCGAACAAAAUUUGUAAAAAAUCGAAUUUGAAUUGAAGAAUAAAUAAUAGUAAUAGAGCCAAUCUUCUAGAGAACUUGAAUAAAGAAGAGAAAUUAAAAUAUAAAGUAGAAUAAAAGAUAUUGAUUAAAUUGAUGAAGAAGAAGAUGAUAUUUUAUUAAGUAAAUAAACAUCUAAUUUUGAAUACUCAAGUAUUAAAUUUCAAUAAAAAUAGAUAAUUCCUCAUUAUCUGAUGUAACAUUAUAAGAUCCACCUCAGUUACCUUUCAGUAAUUCUUAACCAAAAUUUAAGUAUAAGAUGUGA
Paramecium sonneborni is the source of this 5326-nucleotide messenger RNA. Lineage: Eukaryota; Ciliophora; Oligohymenophorea; Peniculida; Parameciidae. The record is from the annotation of a GenBank genome assembly.